AACAAUGACAAAUGACACAGAUAAUAGGUUAGUUUUAGAUUUUUAAUUGUAAGCAUAUUGUAAGUAAAUAACUGGUAAAUAAUUUGUUAAUGAAUAUAUUCUGUUAAAAAUAGAAUGGUCAAAAUUAAGGGAAAUGAUAUAGCAAGGUACCUUUUUACAUUUAAUAAAAGAAAUCCAGGUUUUGGAAAAUAUGCAUUUGUUGAACCGGGCAAAGUUAGUGCACAAAAAACAGUUCCUGAUAAUAUACCUAAGCCAAGUUAUUAUAAGUCGGGCGAACCUAUAGAACGAAUUAACAGUCCAGAAAUAAAGAACUUGGACCAAAUAGAAAAAAUGAAAGACUCAUGUAAAUUGGCUGCUAAAAUUUUGAGCAAAACGGAAAAGAGUAUUAAAGUGGGACAAUCGACUGAUGAAAUUGAUCAUUUAGUUCAUAAUCUCAGCAUAAAAUAUGGCGCAUAUCCGUCGCCUUUAAAUUAUAAGUUUUUUCCAAAAUCAGUUUGUACGUCCGUUAAUAAUGUUGUGUGUCAUGGUAUCCCUGAUGAUAGAGCUUUAGAAGAUGGAGAUAUCAUUAAUGUAGACAUAACAGUUUUUUAUAAUGGCUACCAUGGGGAUUGUUCAAAAACAUUCUUAGUAGGUGACGUUGAUGAUGAAGGGAAAAAACUGGUAGAAGCCACUAGAGUUUGUUUAUAUGAAGGUAUUGGGGUGUGUAAGCCUGAGGUUCAUUUCCGCGAUAUUGGAUAUGCUAUUGAAAAGAAGGCAUCUGAAUUAGGAUACAAUGUAAUACCAGCAUUUUUGGGUCAUGGAAUUGGGCAUUACUUUCAUGGACCGCCAGACAUAUAUCAUAUUAGAAAUGCUUAUCCUGGUAAAAUGAAACCAGGCAUGACAUUUACCAUUGAGCCAAUUUUAACUCAAGGUGACGAUUUAAUUGAUAUUCUAGAAGAUAAUUGGACUGCGGUGACUGCAGAUAACGCCCGUACUGCCCAAUUUGAACACACUGUUUUAAUUACAGAGUCAGGAGUAGAAAUUUUAACACUAAACUCAUAAUAAAACUAAUAUAUUUAAUUUAAUAGUAUUUUAUUUUUAUAUAUAAAUGGCAUGUACUGUGUACAAUAUUUAAAAUUUGUGUACAUAUUGCUCCCACUCUCUAUACAAUACUAUUUAUACAAUUUUAAAAGUGGGCGGAGAUGUGAAAAUAACCAACCCGCUUCUCUUUGAAUUCAGAGUGAUGAAUAAUGAAUUACACACAAUGGAAUGUCUUAUAUUACAAAUAAAUUAUUAUGAAUAUCGUUGAUUAUUUUCCCACUUUCCUCUUUGUAAGUAUUAUUUACAACUAUAAUGCAAUUACUUGCUGACAUAUCUUUACAAAUUCUAAUAGAAAAAUAUAUAAAUAUUACAUCUAAUUUUGAAUUGCCAGUGGUGUUUUCAUAUAUACAUACUAGGGAAGCACAUUCCAUUUAAACCUACGGCAUCCAUACAAUCAGUUAAAAAUGUUUUAGAAUUGUAUACAGGGUGUGUUAAAAAGAUCGCAACAAAUGCGAUUUUUCUUUGAUUGUGAUAUAGGCUUGGAAUUAUUUCCGGAUCAACCGACAAUAAUAAAAUCAUUUUAACAUGUCAUGUAUUAUGCGGCAACUGUCAUGGCGGCCAAUUACAAACAUUUUCCAUAUACAAAAAUUAGGGUUAAAUAACACAAUAUCGAAAUAAGUUAAAAUCUACCAAAUUUCCUAAUUUUACAGGGGUUGUUAUCUAUAGACCACUGAAAAAUUAUUUUUAUUAGAUUCGGUUUGUUUCAAUUCUCAGAUUCCCAUAGCCUGAUGGCACAUUGCGCGUUUUUGCGGUGCCGCUAAAACGCAUUCGUUUUUAUUGCCGCCGCACCAACAUGGCACCAACCAUAUACACAAAAACGCAUAGUGUGCCAUGUCUCAUAUAAAUGCAUAUGUUGUCACCAUCUCUGCGUUUCUGCGGCAACCUCAAAAACGCACAGUGUGUCACAGGGCUUAUGCAAUUCAUAAGAAAAAAAUGUUUUCGAAAAAUAAUUGAAACUAUCUUUUUAUCCCCGCAUUUUAAACUUGAUACACAGACGUAAAAUCGAAUUAAACUCUUCUCUUUGACUUUUUUUUAUAAUUUAUAGAUAAGAUUUAUAGAGGAUUAUUGUAAUUCGCCGCCAUGACAGUUGUCCCAUAACAUGUCAAAAUGUUUUUUCUGUCAUUGGGUAUGUUGAAUAAUUCCGUGAUUCUUUGAAUAUAACUCAAUAAUAACAAAAAUCCAAUUUAUGACUAACUUUUUGGCACACCUUGUAUAUCUAGAAAAAGCUAACUGAUAUUAUAUUCUACAACUCUAGUCUAGAAACGUUAUACUUACAAUAAAAUAGGAUUUAAUAAUUUAUCAAAAGGAUAUGUCAACAGCAAGAUAGUAUAAAAAAAUAAAAACUACAACCAAACAAAAUAAUUUAAGAUGAGAAAGUUAAAGCAAUACAAACAAAUUGUAUUUGUACUAAUUAAUAAGUUAAAAAAAACAUACACAUACUUAAUAAGAAACAAUGUAUAAAAAGCUUUAAUUACAAUCCAAAAGUAUCUGUUUUAGAUUGUGAUCAAAACAACACUUAAUAUUAUAUAGCAACUUAAAUAAAAUAUAUCUGUACAAAACAAUGUCUUUGAUCUUAAACAACUAACAAAAAAGUUAUCACUCGAGAAGUUUAUAAUAAAUAUUUAUAAAAUAAAAACGUGUCCAUCAAAAUGCAUGUGUGCGUUUGGCAAUUAUUUCUUUUCCACAGAGGUUCAUUUAUAAUAUAUGAUUCAAUGCUAAACAUUAAAACAGAAA
Messenger RNA from Sitophilus oryzae (rice weevil), 2814 nucleotides. RefSeq names its product methionine aminopeptidase 1D, mitochondrial. Gene Ontology annotation, biological process: proteolysis. Lineage: Eukaryota; Metazoa; Arthropoda; Insecta; Coleoptera; Curculionidae. Gene Ontology annotation, molecular function: metalloaminopeptidase activity. The coding region runs from base 115 to 1041 and encodes 308 amino acids. The transcript has 5 exons. The record is from RefSeq and is a predicted model, not a curated record.